UAUUCACACAAAUGGAGUUAAAAAAAAUAUCUGUUCACAUAAAAACACCUAAUUUCAUGCACAUUUGAGCCAAUCAGAAACCUGAAAACACGCACGUCUGCCGCUGCACGAAAAUAAGUCCCUCGCCACAUUGCAUUUUGAAGUUUGCAGCUUUACUCUAUCAUGGAUUUUUGUUUUUUGGCCUAAGUUAUACUUUUUCAUACAUAAAAAUGUCUAAAUGAAGUAAAAAUAUCAAUACUACAGUAAUAUUGGCCACUAGAUGAAACCAAAGCGAUCAUAGCGCUGUUCAGUAUCGUGGCCACUGAUUGGCUCAGCCUUAAGCAGCAUUACUACCGGUAUAUAAGAUUAGGAAAAUGUAAAGGUGACCAUGUGGGUGGUAUUUCAUGUUUACAAGCUCUAGUAGUGUAAACAAAACUUAUUUAAAAGGUCAUGAAUGUGCAGAAAUGUAUUUCCCACGGUCAGGCCUGGAACAAAUGAAGCAAGGGAUUACUGUACAUUCAUGAUCGGUUGUGUUUCAAAACAAAUACUUUUAGGACACAAACGUAAAAGCUCCAUUUCACCCGUCUACAUACUGUCGCUGCAUUUCCCCCCUCGAAACACAUUAAAAAAAGAUGCAUUUUUAAAUUAUUCAAACAGAUUUGGACAUGGCCUAUUUUUCUCGGGGACUCCCCAAUAACAAAUAUUUCUGGAGUUUUCUCCUCACCAAAGACUUUCAGCAGAAACUAAAAAUCAAUCAAUUUGGCUUAAUUGACAUUACCUUAGCAGGAUUAAAACAUUUCUUGUUUCUUAAGCUGCUGUGCCUCCCUUGAAGCCUUCUAGCAUCUCCCAAAUAUAAAAAGCACACAAAAGGCCCUUUCAGGUGAUCCCACCCAUAGUCUUUGUAGAUAUUGUGAUUAUUAUAUUAUAUUUUUGUAGCAAAGAUAGUUUUUCAUUGUAGUGAACAUGUAUACGGCAGAUUUACUGUGAACUGACUGGUGUAUUGAGUAAAAUUAAAUGUGUAAGCUACUUAAAGCAAAUAAAUUGAUUUAAAUUAGUGCUGUCAAAUGGUUAUUUAUUUAUUUAUUUUGAGUUUGGAUUAAUCGUGAUUAAUCACAGGUUAUUACUCACGUGCGUCAUUUAAAUUCUAUCCAGCAACAUUUUUAAAAUGUUUUACUUGAAUGUACAUCAUUUAUUGAAACUUUGGUAACAGUUUAAAGUCCCAACGCUUUAUUUUCAAGUGAAAUUUCCCAGCAAACACACCAGCCGGAGUCUCCUCACUCAUCUCUUUACUGACCUGAUCACUGACCGUACAACAACCCCUACCUACCGCCUUUCAGCCCUACCUGAGUCAGUUCCCCUUAGAGUGUGCACACACAGCAUUCAAGUAUUUGAGCAAUGCUAAAACAGGACAAAGUGUCAUCUCCUGUCACAGCAGCUGUUCCCUCUGAUGCUAACCAACACUGCUCACCACCAUCAGGGAUUCAUGACUACAUUUCCACAGCACGUCGAAGCCAGGAAACCCAUGUAAUAAGUACCAAAACAAAGCUGACAGUUUUUGUGUCGUUCUUCUGCGUUGACUUUGCUUCCUAAAGUCCAUUUCUUGGUAGAAAAGCUCAUUCAGCGAGGGCUACCAACAAUUGCCAUUUCUAAUCGCCAGGGUGACGAGGCUUGGCAGUUGUUUUUACUCCAUGACAGCUGUGUGCUAUAUUUGGAGGAGCACAGUUAUAUUAACCGUAGCUUCAGAUCUCACUGCCUUAAAGCUCGGUGUCCUCACUACACUGCCACACUUUGUGAGCAGAAUGGACCCUCAAGGCUUGAAGGAAGAUCUCCGCCUCUUUCAGAGCACUUUGCUUCAGGAUGGACUCAAAGAGCUCCUGAAUGAGAACAAGUUGGUGGACUGCAUCCUUAAAGUGGGUGACAGGAGCAUCCCUUGCCAUCGGCUCAUUCUGGCCGCGUGCAGCCCCUACUUCCGGGAGAUUUACUUCUCCGAGGACGGCAGGGAAAUGGACAAAAAGGAAGUGGUUUUAGAGGAUCUGGAGCCCGGCGUUAUGGAGGUGAUUGUAAACUACAUGUACUCGGCAGAGAUCGACAUCAAUGACGACAACGUGCAGGACAUCAUGGCGGUGGCCGGUCGCUUCCAGAUCCCCUCGGUGUUCACCGUAUGUGUCAAUUAUCUCCAGAAGAAGCUGACCAUGAAGAACUGCCUGGCCGUCUACAGGCUGGGGCUGAUGCUCAACUGCCCCAGACUGGCGAUAGCAGCUCGGGAUUACAUCGCCGAUCGCUUUGUGACCGUCGCUAAGGAGGAGGAUUUCCUAGACCUUGCCUCUCAUGAACUCUUCGCUCUUAUCGGAGCCGACGCACUGAAUGUGGAGAAGGAAGAGGUGGUGUUUGAGAGCCUCAUGAGGUGGAUCAGGAAAGACAAGGAGAAUCGCAUGAAAUCCUUAGAAGAGGCGUUCGACUGCGUCCGCUUCCGUUUACUCCCCGAGAAAUACUUCAAGGAAAAGGUGGAAAAGGACGACGUCAUCAAGAGCAACCCGGAAAUUGUCAAAAAGAUCAAAGUCAUCAGGGAAGCGCUUGCGGGGAAGUUGCCCGAGAAGGAAAAGGGAGACGGAAGCGAAGAGGUGAAGUUGCCUGGAUACUUGAACGAUACCCGCAGAUACGGCAUGCACGCCAAAGACGUAGUGCUGAUGCUCAACGACAACGCGGCCGUGGCCUACGACGGCCAGGAGAAUGAGUGCUUUUUGGCUGCCAUGACCGAUCAGAUUCCUCGAAACCACGUCAGUCUGGUGUCUAAGAACAACCUCUACGUGCUGGGAGGGCUUUUUGUAGACGAGGAGGACAAAGACCACCCGCUACAGUGUUACUUCUACCAGCUGGACAGUCUGGCUGCUCGCUGGAUAGCGUUGCCCCCCAUGCCCUCCCCCAGGUGUUUGUCCGCCCUGGGUGAGUUUGACAAUCUCAUCUUUGCUGUGGCGGGAAAAGACUUGGAGACCAACGAUUCUCACGACACUGUGAUGUGUUACGACACAGAGAAAAUGAAGUGGUCCGAAACCAAGAAGUUGCCUCUGAGCAUUCACGGACACUGCGUGGUCUCUGAGAACGGACUGGUGUAUUGCAUCGGUGGGAAAACAGACGAUAAUAAAGCCAUCAACAAGAUGUUCGCAUACAACCACAAGAGAGCAGAGUGGAAAGAGGUGGCCUCCAUGAAGACACCUCGCUCCAUGUUUGGGGCGACUCUCCACAAGGGCAAGAUCAUUGUGGCUGGAGGAGUUCAUGAAGGAGGCCUCACUGCUGACUGUGAAGCAUAUGACUUUGCAACCAACAAGUGGUCAGCGUUCACAGAGUUUCCCCAGGAGAGAAGUUCAGUCAACCUGGUCAGCUGCGGUGGACUACUUUAUGCCAUCGGAGGCUUCGCCAUGGUGGAAAACGAGAACAAGGAGUGCACGCCUGUGGAAGUGGUUGACAUUUGGCAGUAUGAAGAGGACAAGAAAGAGUGGGCGGGGAUGAUCAGAGAGAUGCGCUACGCAGCUGGAGCGUCCUGUGCGGCGAUGCGCCUCAAUGUAGCCAGGAUGCCAAAACUCUGAACACCGCCGAACCGUGUCCUUUAUAAAGAUAAAUGCAUGUUGACGAGUCAGUUAGCAUGUAACAGUACAAUAUCACAGUUUUUGUGGUUUUAGUCUGCUUAAUAUUUCCUUUUCAGUGUCCGAGUGCAUCUAAAAAGCUGUCCAUUUGUAUUAUUAAAUAUAGUCAUGUAAU
Messenger RNA from Nerophis lumbriciformis (worm pipefish), 3735 nucleotides. RefSeq names its product kelch-like family member 41a (gene klhl41a). Gene Ontology annotation, molecular function: protein binding. The record is from RefSeq and is a predicted model, not a curated record. NCBI's taxonomy places the organism in Eukaryota, Metazoa, Chordata, Actinopteri, Syngnathiformes, Syngnathidae.